Carassius auratus (goldfish) is the source of this 6870-nucleotide messenger RNA. RefSeq names its product mediator of DNA damage checkpoint protein 1-like. The transcript has 36 exons. The record is from RefSeq and is a predicted model, not a curated record. Gene Ontology annotation, cellular component: stress fiber. The coding region runs from base 278 to 6820 and encodes 2180 amino acids. Gene Ontology annotation, molecular function: myosin II head/neck binding. NCBI's taxonomy places the organism in Eukaryota, Metazoa, Chordata, Actinopteri, Cypriniformes, Cyprinidae. Gene Ontology annotation, biological process: positive regulation of stress fiber assembly; regulation of focal adhesion assembly.
GCGGGGCCGGGCUCUGUCUACGCAUUGGUUGAACGAAGACCUCUGGUGUUUUUUUGGCUUAUAUUUUUAGCAGCGGAGGUCGGACUCGUAUUGCAUCGCGCGUGGUUCAUCUGCAGUGCUGCUGCGCGCUGGAGAACCGCAGUGUGUUGCGCGGUGAACGCUCGAGCUCCGCAUACGUGCCCGCUGCAAUAGCGAAUGAUCUCAAGAAAACACGCAGUUCUGUCUGUUCGCGGAGCGCUGGAUAUCUCAUCUAGGCUUUCUUGUUCUUUUUUUGGAAAUGGCCAGUCCCGGAGACGAUUCGGCUUCAAGUGCCCAGCUGGAUCAAGCUGAAUCUGCUGACGCUACGCCAGAACAAGCGUUUCGAGAGGCUCAAAAAUGGAUCGAGGCAGCGACAGGAAGAAGUUUUGGCGAUAAGGAUUUCAGAAGCGGCCUUGAGAACGGCAUUCUGCUCUGCGAGUUGCUGAGUUCAAUCAAACCAGGCCUUGUGAAAAAGAUCAACAGACUUCCAGCACCCAUAGCAGGACUGGAUAAUCUGACCAUGUUUCUGAGAGGAUGCGAAGAGCUGGGAUUGAAGGGAUCACAGCUGUUCGAUCCUGGAGACCUGCAGGAUACUUCGAUACGAGCGAACUUAACGGGCUCUGACUGUAAUAGAAAGCUGAAGAAUGUGCUCAUAACCAUAUACUGGCUUGGUAAAGCUGCUAACAGCUGUGCAAUGUAUAACGGCCCCACUCUCGACCUGAAAGAGUUUGAGGGGCUUCUUUCCAUGAUGCGAAAGGAGUGUGUAAAUGAAGAGUUAGAGUCCCCCAAGCGCAGUAUAAGGGACAGCGGUUACAUCGACAGCUGCGAAUCGGAGCGUUCUGAUUCGCUGUCGCCUCCGAGGCACGGUCGUGAAGAUUCGUUUGACAGUCUCGACGAAUCGUUUGGCUCACGAUCACAGAACACACCCUCACCAGACACAGUCAUUCGCUGCAACAGUGAUGACUCUGAAGGUGAUGCUGGUCAAAGGAAGUUGCCAGAUGUGCGCAAGGAUGACAUGUCUGCCCGUCGCGUGUCCUUCAAAGAGCCUCGCGCAGCUCUACCCUUUAAUCAGUAUCUGCCGAACAAAAGCAACCAAACCAACUACAUUCCUGCCCCCCUGAGGAAGAGGAGGAGUGAGAGAGAGGAAGACUGGAGGAGCCUGAGCAACUCAACAUCUCCUGUAGGAGGAGAAAGACCUCUCAGACAAGAGCGUGUAGAAGUAUUAAAAGAGGGGGCCGUCGAAUCUCGCAGCCUUGCGCUCCAGAAAAAUUUCACCUGGGCGGAUGAGAAAGGGGUAGAGCUUGAGGAGGCAGAGCUUAAGAAAAUGAGGAAGCUGGAAAAGGCGGGAAUUAAAGUAUUACCUGCCUCUGUGCGAUACAAAAGUCCAUUUGUGAAUCCUGUGGAGGCCAGUAAAGCCAAACCACCCUCACCGGACAUCAUUCUCCGACGUGACAAUGAGUUCAUGCGGGCCGCCGCUCCACAUCAGUGGGACUCAAAUGAGGAAGAUGAGGAUGAAGAAGCAGAACGGAAGGUUCCAGAUGUCCAAAAAGAUGAUCUUGCUUCUCGCAGAGCACGCAUGAAUCAAUUUAAACCCAGUGUGGCGCAUCACUUCCUGCCAGGCUCUUGUAGCGGGAAGGACCGAGAAAAAUGGGAGGGAAUCAGGCUGGCAUCCCAACAUGCUGUGUUGGAGAGGAUGGAGAAGAUGGCACAGGAGAAAAGAAGUCAGGCUGACUCCGCCUCCCCUGAGGUGUCAAUCAUAACUCGUAAGGACAACCCUUUCCUGAAUCCUGAAAAAGACAGAGGAAAAGAGAGGGAUGAGGAAGAUAAGAAAGAGGUAGAGGGGAGGAUAGUUGUCCCAAACCCACACAAAGAUGAUCUAGCAAGAAGGCGGACUGGGGGAGGGCCACGCCCUCCCAAAGAUGCUCAUCAGUCAUUGGUCCAGACUUCCAUCACUCAGUCAGACCUGGAGACAUGGCAGAGACUCAAGAUUAAUACAGAUAGCAGUGAGUCUGACUCCACCGGUGCUGAAGUGUCAAUCAUAACCCGCAAGGACAACCCCUUCCUGACCUCUGAGAAAGACAGUGAGUGUAAGCAGGAGAAUGAGGAGGGAACAGACAGAGAGAAAGGGGCGAGGGUGGUGAUGCCUGAUGUAAAGACAGACGACCUGGCCAGAAGGCGGGGCAAAAAUGGGCCUGUCCCACAGAGGGACCCCUGUCAGUCAUUGGCUCAAACUACCAUCAAUCAGUCGGACCUGGAGAAAUGGCAGAAGCUCAAGAUGAAUACAGAGAGCAGCGAUGACCCUAUUGUCCCUCUGUGUCAGACGUGUCUUGAGAAAGGCUGCCACUCUGUUGCCUCCAAGACGAAGGUUGCCAAGAAUGACCUGGCCAGUUGCCAAGAACGUUCCUCCGGUGAACGGAGGCGUUUUGUGACUUUUGGGGGUGUGACAGAGAUGGAAAGUACUUCCUGGAAAGAGGAAGAGGAUGAGGAAGGGGAAGAGGGACAGGGGGAUGAGGCAGGGAAGCUUCGAUAUCUCCUCUCGAUGGCACCUGUUGCUGUGCCCACCAUAGGGCUGGGCUCCAGGCUGACAAAGAGAGCAGCUGGCAGUGGAGAUGCAAACCCUGAGCCUGCUCCAAUCAUGCCCCCUGAACCUCCGAACCCUUUCAUGUUUGACCUUAAACGGCCUUUGACCUCCACCGAGCACAGGGUGCUGGAAGAGGAACUGGCUGAGAAAGUGAAGGGUGAGAGGGAGGAUGAUGAAGAGGAUGAAGAAGAAGAGAGGCAACCGGAUGUAGAAAAGGAUGACAUGCUAGCUCGUAGAACAGGAGCGUUUCAGAAGCCAGCUAAUGGGACUUCACAUAACCGAUUCCUCCCGCAGCCGGGUUCAAAGAGAGACGGUGCUACAGUGGCUUCCUUAGCCCAGAAAGGAAGUAUUCAGAUGGGCACGAGUGGAGACAGAGACUUCCAAUACCUGGAAAGAAACAUUAAGACAAAGAGAACCAAGAUUGGACAGAGAAAUGAACCAGUCGACCAAGUACCAAAGACACCCGUUCCAGUUGCUGUAGUACCAGAAAAGUGCCCUGACAUCGUACGUUUGUCUGCAACUAACACCAAUCGCCCUGGCAUUUACACAGAUGAUGAGGAAUGUGGGGAUUUUCAGAAGGAUGAAAUGCUUGCUCAAAGGACUGGAUCUUACCAAAAGUCAAGUGCAGGACAGGAUUUGAAUGCCUUUUUGCCCAAACCUGUUGCUGUCAAACAUAAAAUCACCCCUGUCGGUGGAUCACAGUCACACGUCAAGCCUAGAGAGCAAGAGACAGCCCCAUCUUUGGACAGCUUCGCCCUUAGCUCUGUGGCCCCGCCCCCAAGAGAUGCUGAGGACACGCCUAGGAAGUGCCCUCAGAUGAUGGACAGGCAGGAGGCGGGCUCUGUGGGUGUGGUGGGACAUGAAAGUCUUAUUAAAGAUGAGCCUAUUACCAAAAGCCCCUCCCCCAAACCUCACCAACCCUCACGUCGCCCCCUUUGGCAGGAAGAUGAUGAUCUCCCCCCAAUAUUCAGAGCUACUAGUGUUUCUGAAACGGAGAGUGUGAGCUUGAUUGACAUGCGUGAUGAAGAGGAUGAGCUGGCCUACCUUCAGCCGCACAGCCAAUCACGACAUGAGCACCUACACAACCAGUACAACAAACUCCGAGAGGAGGAGGACCAGUGGCAGGACGACUUGGCUCGCUGGAAGAAUCGGAGGCGAAGUGCAUCUCAAGAUUUGAUCAAGAAGGAAGAAGAGAGGAAGAUGAUGGAGAAGCUAAUGUCAACAGAUGGAGGACCCGGCCAUCGCCGGAAGAGCAUCAAGACAUACAGAGAAAUCGUUGAGGAGAAAGAACGUAGGGAACAGGAGCUACAUGAACAAUACUGUAAGGCCUCCACUCCAGAAGAAAAGGCAGCUGUGCUUCAACGCUAUGCUCUCCGUUUCACCAUCAGUGAUGCCAUACUGGAGAAACUCCAGCUCCCCAAGCUGCCUUCUGCGGCUUCACCGAUGCACACCUCACCUCUCCAUCAGCCCGAGAAGAAGCUGACUUGCACCGCCUUAGCAGAAGCAGAGGAUGUAGAGCCUGAACUAACUACCCAAACACACCACAGUGUCCAUGUGGACCAGAAGACUGCAGAAAAACAGGCACAGGCACAGCCCGAAACCCCCGAGCCAUCAUCUGAUGAGACCACAAACGCUCCAAAAGUCCUGUCAGUGCCUACACCAGUUCCUCCUGUCCCCUCAAAGCCUGUUCCCCUGAUCACCCCAAAACCCUACAGCCAGCCCAAAUUCAGCCAAGGCCUCCGCAAAUCAAUAAAGAGCGAUGGGCUGAUACGUGUGAACGGUGACGGGACUCUGCAAGAGAGCAGAGAGAGGGACGAUAAAGAUUCUGUGUCAUGUCCUCAAGUCGACUUAUCUUCCUCACCUCCAAAUCCAGUUACUCAAAGUCAACUUAAUGAGGAGCUUAUUGCUUUAGAAGCCUCAGACCUCCAGCAAAGCUCACAGACGUCCGUUUCUGACCAGGAGAAAGAAGCCGCAAAGAAGGAAAAAGAGUGUUCUCUUAGUCCUGAGGAAGAGAAACGCAAAGACAUCUCAACUACACCGUCGCUGUCAGAACCAGAAGGAAAGCAGCCAGGGCCUGACACAGUGAUGAAGCUCAACUGUGUGGUCACAACAACCAUAGUGACAGAACUCACUCAGACACAGACCGUCCCAGCAAAUGACACGUCCAGCACAGAGCAGCUUGAUUCAGACUGUAACUCAUGUGACCUGAGCUCAGCUGCCGAGUCCACCACGGCUGAGCAGACUUCACACUCUCUCUCACUGACAGAGUCCUCACAUUCCUCUAAUAGCUCUAGGUUACGCUGGGAGUUCUUCGCUCCGACAGAGGGGACUGACUACUCCAUGGACUGUAUUGAAACCCCAAUGUUGAACCUUGCAAAAAGGGUUGACCACUGGACGUGGGAUCCUAAUGAAGAGCGUAGACGGCAGGAGAAGUGGCAACAGGAGCAGGAACGCCUGCUGCAGGAGAAAUAUCAGCGAGAGCAGGAGAAGCUGAAGGAGGAGUGGGAGAGAGCGCAGAGAGAAGUGGAAGAGGAGGAGAGGAGACACCAUGAAGAGGAAAGACAGAUACUGGAGGAAACCGUGACCCCACUGACCCCUCACACAUCAGGUUUAUCAUCCAAUAUGGUGACAGAAGCUCCGCCCCCCACCCAGCCCUCGGCCCCAUGUGACACCAUUGUCCUCUCCUUGGCUGACUGGGAAAGGAAACAGGAAGUGCUGGAGAAGCAGGCGGACCAGAGUAACAGACACAGCCCUGAUCAAGUAAACACAGCAGCUCAGCAGAACGGUCAGAGAACCGAGCCUCAGGAGAGCCAAACAGCUACACCACAACUGCAGUUUAUACAGGAUGGCUCUUGGAGCCAUAAGACUAAAGAAAGGCAAGAGGAUUUGAAGAAAACUGCUUCACUGGAUCGUAAACAGAGUCCACCCCAGAGCCAGACCACAAAGAUGAGGAGUGGAGAUGCAAACCCUGAGCCUGCUCCAAUCAUGCCCCCUGAACCUCCGAACCCUUUCAUGUUUGACCUUAAACGGCCUUUGACCUCCACCGAGCACAGGGUGCUGGAAGAGGAACUGGCUGAGAAAGUGAAGGGUGAGAGGGAGGAUGAUGAAGAGGAUGAAGAAGAAGAGAGGCAACCGGAUGUAGAAAAGGAUGACAUGCUAGCUCGUAGAACAGGAGCGUUUCAGAAGCCAGCUAAUGGGACUUUACAUAACCGAUUCCUCCCGCAGCCGGGUUCAAAGAGAGACGGUGCUACAGUGGCUUCCUUAGCCCAGAAAGGAAGUAUUCAGAUGGGCACGAGUGGAGACAGAGACUUCCAAUACCUGGAAAGAAACAUUAAGACAAAGAGAACCAAGAUUGGACAGAGAAAUGAACCAGUCGACCAAGUACGAAAGACACCCGUUCCAGUUGCUGUAGUACCAGAAAAGUGCCCUGACAUCGUACGUUUGUCUGCAACUAACACCAAUCGCCCUGGCAUUUACACUGAUGAUGAGGAAUGUGGGGAUUUUCAGAAGGAUGAAAUGCUUGCUCAAAGGACUGGAUCUUACCAAAAGUCAAGUGCAGGACAGGAUUUGAAUGCCUUUUUGCCCAAACCUGUUGCUGUCAAACAUAAAAUCACCCCUGUCUGUGGAUCGCAGUCACACGUCAAGCCUAGAGAGCAAGAGACAGCCCCAUCUCUGGACAGCUUCGCCCUUAGCUCUGUGGCCCCGCCCCCAAGAGAUGCUGAGGACACGCCUAGGAAGUGCCCUCAGAUGAUGGACAGGCAGGAGGCGGGCUCUGUGGGUGUGGUGGGACAUGAAAGUCUUAUUAAAGAUGAUCCUAUUACCAAAAGCCCCUCCCCCAAACCUCACCAACCCUCACGUCGCCCCCUUUGGCAGGAAGAUGAUGAUCUCCCCCCAAUAUUCAGAGCUACUAGUGUUUCUGAAACGGAGAGUGUGAGCUUGAUUGACAUGCGUGAUGAAGAGGAUGAGCUGGCCUACCUUCAGCCGCACAGCCAAUCACGACAUGAGCACCUACACAACCAGUACAACAAACUCCGAGAGGAGGAGGACCAGUGGCAGGACGACUUGGCUCGCUGGAAGAAUCGGAGGCGAAGUGCAUCUCAAGAUUUGAUCAAGAAGGAAGAAGAGAGGAAGAUGAUGGAGAAGCUAAUGUCAACAGAUGGAGGACCCGGCCAUCGCCGGAAGAGCAUCAAGACAUACAGAGAAAUCGUUGAGGAGAAGUGAGACACAAAUUGAACUCUACACCCUCCAGAUUUUGGAGGGUUCUAGUGAAU